Messenger RNA from Microplitis demolitor, 2575 nucleotides. Its product is annotated as sedoheptulokinase. NCBI's taxonomy places the organism in Eukaryota, Metazoa, Arthropoda, Insecta, Hymenoptera, Braconidae. The transcript is spliced from 7 exons. Gene Ontology annotation, biological process: carbohydrate metabolic process. Gene Ontology annotation, cellular component: cytosol. The record is from RefSeq and is a predicted model, not a curated record. Bases 1184 to 2575 code for a protein of 463 amino acids. Gene Ontology annotation, molecular function: sedoheptulokinase activity.
UCUCUGCUUACUUUAAGAUCAUAAAAUAUCAGUUCCGGUACAACUGUACUCCAGAUUCAAAUGUCAGUCACUUCUUUGCUUCAUCUCCUCCUACUCCUCUUCCAUCAUCGCUUUGUCAACAAAACGAAGGAUAAAAAAAAUCUUAAAAAAAAAAAAUUCCUCAAUUUUAAAAAAUAAAAAAAUGUCAGCUAUGACAUUCUUUGCUUUAUCAUUUAAAAAAAAACGUGGUACAGAUUAAGCGGGUAAAAUAAAAGAAUCAUCAAGAGAUUAUUGCUAUCUGAAAUUUUUGCUAAAUAAACUCGCAACAAUAUAAAUAUUUUGUUUUAUAAAAAUGAGUAUAUUCGUGUAAUAUCUAUAGAGCACAUGUUAUAUAACAUAUUUGAUGACACAUAUAGUAAACAGUCUUUUAUAUUCUCAUUGUGCUUCGAUAAAUGGAGCGAGACAGUUACGAAGAAUAGUUUGAUAUUACGUGUACACACAUGAUAUAUAUAUACAACAUGCGAAGGGUACUUGAGUGAAUUUUAUCUCUAUAUUGCAUCCGAUAAAAGCCAUAUUCUAAAUAAAAGAGUAUCUAAAAUAUUAUGUACCCACUACUCCGUUCAAUUCCUUUCUUCAAUAAACCCCGUGUUGUACCAGUAGUCUAUUCUGAGUUGCAGAGUCUUCAUCAUUCCGCGGUUUAGUUUUACUUAAUUUUAAAGAUCUAGAACAUAAAUAUAUACAUACAUUCACACAAAUACAUACCUUCUUAUAUAUUUAGUUUUCAAAUUAAACUAAUUUAUCUUUUCGUGAUUCAGUUGCCAAUUUAAAUGAUUCAAUUGAUAGAUAAAUUAAAUUUAAAUUUAAAUUUAAAUUCGUAAAGCUGUGUUUUGAAAAUGUGUUACAAUGACCAAAAAUUUUAAAUUCCCACUACUAAAUUACUUUAUUGAGUAUUUGCUGUAUAUUUAAACAUUACUCAUUGGUAAUUCUCUACAUUACAGUCAAUAGAAUAAUAAGACUCAUUAGCAUUAGCGAUUCAACGGACUAGACGUUAACGUGGUUUGUGCUGAGCUGCACUUAGUAUUGCACUUUGUCCAUUCAAUUUAUUUUGUUAGAUUGUAGUUGUAAAAAGUUUUACUUCUCUCGCGUACUGACUCGUGGAUUGAUUGGCAAUUAAAUACGAGCCGACACGGGAUAAUUACUCGCGAUGCCGCGGUCGGGUAAAUUGGUACUGGGAAUAGACUUAGGAACUACUUCUGUUAAAGUUAUAAUAUUAUCUCCGGAAACAAAGCAAAUAGUUGCUAAUCAGUCGAAAGAAACUCAGGCCAAUGUGCCAAGUGAUCUGGGAAUCGAAGGUAAUAAGCAGGAUGUGCCAAAAAUAUUGUCCGCUGUACAUAAUUGUGUGUCCAGAUUGCCCAAAGAUUUGUUGAGACAGAUCAAAAGUAUCGGAAUAUGUGGGCAAAUGCAUGGAGUUACAUUAUGGAAAACAACAGGAUCACCUGAAAAAGAGGAUGGAACUUUCAAACUAGAGAUAGAUCGUCAGAGCGUAUCGCAUUUAUAUACAUGGCAAGACGGACGAUGUGAUAAAAAUUUUUUAAACACUUUACCGCAAUCUAGAAGCCACUUGCCAGUACAUACGGGCUUCGGAUGUGCUACUUUAUUCUGGUUUGCUCGUAACAAACCAGAAAAGUUGCAGAAGUACGACAGGUGCGGCACCGUGCAAGAUUUGCUGGUAAAUUUAUUGACUGGCAGCGAUGAGAUUGUUAUGAGUACACAGAAUGCCGCUAGCUGGGGAUACUUUUUGACUGAAGAAGCCCAGUGGGAGACAGAACUGAUGGCCAGUGAUAAUUUUCCAGUAAGAUUACUACCCAAGAGGAUUUUAAAACCUGGGCAAGUUGCUGGGAAAUUAAUCUACCCUUGGUUUGGAAUUCCCGCUGGUGUUCCUAUUGGUGUAGCUCUUGGUGAUCUUCAAUGCUCAGUCCUUGCACUGCUAAAGCAAAGUGACGAAGCAGUAUUAAAUAUAUCAACAUCUGCCCAACUUACAUACGUCCACCCUUCAUUUAAUCCGAAAGAUUUUACUGAAUCAGGUAGUAUCGAAUACUUUCCAUAUUUCAAUGACAAAUAUUUAGCAGUCGCUGCUUCAUUAAACGGCGGAAAUACUCUCGCAACUUUUGUAAAAACUCUACAGCACUGGGCAAUGGAUCUAGGAUUUUCUGUCCCUCAAUCAAAAGUUUGGGAUAAAUUAAUAGCGUUGGGUCAAGAAGAUUCGGCCAUAAGUUCAAUGGAAAUAGAACCACUUCUUCUAGGUGAACGUUACGCUCCAGAUAAAACGGCAUGUGUUACUGGAAUAACAUUGGAUACUCUUAAUCUAGGAAGUGUUUUCCGUUCACUUUGCUCUGGUAUCAUUCACAAUCUUCAUAAUAUGAUGUCACAGGACUUAUUGAAAGAAAAAGGUAUAAAACGUAUCGUAGGAAAUGGAUCUGGAUUAGUACGUAAUCCAGUGUUACAAAAAGAAGUUAUAAAUUGGUAUAAAUUACCCUUAGAAUUAGGAAAUUCUGGAGAUGCAGCAUUCGGCGCAGCUCUUGCGGCUCUCACUUAA